AAUGACGACAUGUUCGAGAAUAUGGCUGUGUCUGGUACACGUUAUAGAGUUUUAAUUUCAUGACUUAGAUGGGUUAAAUAAUGAUUUAAUGCCAGUAUUCUUAUUGGUAUAAUAUGGAUUUUGGUUCAUUGUUGUAUGCUGCAAAGAAGAAUGAGAAUUCUGCCAAAAAGGAGGUUAAGUGUUAUAAGUCAACAUUUGAUCCACCAAAGAAAGAGCAAAAGUCAAAAGCUCUUUCAGCAAACAUCCAGAAGUUUUUGGCAAGAAAAGAAGAAGAAGAAAGGCAGAAGGUUAUUGAAGCCCAGAAAAAGAAGGAUGAAUUGCUGGCACUGCGGUCUCAGGAUGGCAAAGCAAAGAAGAGGGUUGCAGCUAUGCUUAAGCGCACAAAAGCUGCCAACAAAGCAGCCAUUGAAGAUGCUGUUGAUAAUGAGAACACUGCCGUAACGUUAGGAGGUUUGGCACAGCCUGAUGAAGAUGAUUAUGGCUAUGUAUCACAGGAAGCAUCGGCAUUUUACGACAAGCUCAUGGAAAAGUAUACUUCCACUCCUUCUGAGGAACCAAAAUUCUCCAAGAAAUCUUUUCUAAAGUCCAGUGCUGCAGAUUUAAAUAAUACCAAGGAUCGAGUAAGGAUGGCUCUACUAAGACAGGAAGAAGAAGAGUUGAUGCCACAUAAACGCAAAAGAAAAACGAAAGAAGAAAAACUUAAGGAAACAGAAAGUGUAGAUAGAAGCCAAAAUGAGUCAGAUUAUGGAAAAACAAAAGAAUGUGAAGAAGAGAUGCCAGAGAAAUUUGUCAAACCUCGUCGUCCCCCUCCACAACCACAAAUGGACUUCCUCAAUUUGCUUAAGAUGGCAGAGAAAAAGCAAUUUGAACCAGUUAAAAUUGUGUCAAAAGUGAAAGAAGAGGAUGAGAGACCUAUGACUAAAAAGCAACGUGCAGAAUACAUGAAAGAAAAGGAAUGGCGGUUGAGGAAAGAAGGAAAGCUUCCACCAUUAACAGCUUCAAAGCAAGUGACAAUCCAGUCUCAGAGAAACAGUCUCUCCCAGUCUUCAGAGGAAAGAAGCAGAACUCAGAAGAGCAGUCUCAGUGCAGCAGAUUCAGGGAGUGGUCCAAGAAGUAAUCAACAUGCAGUAGAUAGAAUUAGAGAUCAAAGAAGCAGUCAGUUGUCAUUGGAUGGACAGAGAGAACAGACAGGAAGUCAGCCUUCAGGAUAUGGUAUCAAGGACCAAAUUAAUGGUCGAUUUUCAGAUCAGAGAACUGGCCGACCUUCUGGAGACAUAAAUAGAGAUCAGAGGAACCGCCGGCCACUGGAAGGGAACAGGCCCCCGAAGAGUAACCGAUCUUCAGAGGAUGGUAACUUCAGCAUUCCAAAAUGUCCAAAAGUGAACAGCUCCAGUAGAAUUGAUAAACAUGAAAAAUCACCACACAGGAUUCCAAAACUGAGUGAUAGCAGUAGCAGAAGUGUGAAACUGCAAGGGAACUCUGAUAGUAAAGUUGGCAAGGAAAGGAGUAGAGAUAUAUCAGGAAAAUUGCCUGUUAAAAACAGUCACACUUCUAGUGCCUUUGGACAAGGUAGUGCAAAUAGGAACAGUCCUGAAGAAAGAAAAGAUACUAGCAUUAAUAGUAGCAGUAGUGGUAAUAGUAAGAACUAUAAUUUAUCAGGUUACAGUAAGAAGUUGCAAGAGAGCCUCUUGGCCAAUCUACAGGAGAAAGGAAGGAGUGGUAAACUAUCAGAAGCAAACAAGUUCCUUGUACCAGGAGCCCCAACUUCAAAAUAUCCAAAGAAUUGUGAUUCUGGAUCAUUUAACAUGAGCAGAGAAGCAAAGCAACAGUCAAAAUUCACAAGAAGCAGUGAGUCGAAAGAUGUGAUGAAAGAAGGUUCCUUAAUAAGAAGUUCUGCAAAGCCAUUUACCUCUUCACAUAAAAUAAAUGAAACAUCUCGUGGAGUGUUAUCCUCAAAAUCUCAGGAGUCUUCAGUAAGAAGUAAGCCUGGCCAUGAAAUUCCAACCAGAGAUGCAAGAAAAGCAGUUCAAAUACCAUCCAAGGAUGUCAAGCAGAGGCAGUUUCCACUCUCAGAUGCCAAGACAUGUCAGUCGCCACCUGCAUGUGUUAAGCCAAGACAGUUCCCAUCUGCAAAUGUCAAGCCAAGACAGUUCCCACCUGCAGAUAUCAAGCCAAGACCGUUUCCGCCUGCAGAUGUAAGGUUAAAACUCCCAUCAAAACGUUACAUUGAAGAUUCUGAUGAGGAAUAUGACCCUGAACUGGAUGACUUCAUUGAUGACGGGCCAGAUGAGUCAGAAGAUGUCUCUAAGCACAUAAAGGAGAUCUUUGGAUAUGAUAGAUCAAGGUAUAGAGAGAUGGAUGAUGAUGAUGAUGAAUGUAUGGAGUCGAGUUUCUCACAGCAGUUAAAAGAGGAAUUUGUGAGCACCAAGAUGGGAAUUUUGGAAGAUCUGGAAGACAUAAAAAUGGAGAAAAGAGCACUUGAAAGGAAGAAAAAAUUGAUGAUGAAAAAGAAAAGAAUAUAACAGCAGGAGCAAUUCAUGGUGCAGAUUAUGUAAAAUACCAUAUUUCCUAGUCCAAAUAUUCUUAUUUGCCAUCAGUGUGACUAGCUUAUUUUGAAAGUAUUGUAGCGUGUUUAGUUACUGAAGACGCCGUUCGGAUUGUUAAUUGGUUUCUUUAACAACCUACAAGUCGUAA
Messenger RNA from Cryptotermes secundus, 2694 nucleotides. Its product is annotated as protein SPT2 homolog. NCBI's taxonomy places the organism in Eukaryota, Metazoa, Arthropoda, Insecta, Blattodea, Kalotermitidae. The transcript is spliced from 7 exons. Gene Ontology annotation, biological process: regulation of DNA-templated transcription; nucleosome assembly. Gene Ontology annotation, cellular component: nucleolus. Gene Ontology annotation, molecular function: DNA binding; histone binding. The coding region runs from base 114 to 2522 and encodes 802 amino acids. The record is from RefSeq and is a predicted model, not a curated record.